This is a messenger RNA of Schizosaccharomyces japonicus yFS275, 2164 nucleotides long. Its product is annotated as lipoate-protein ligase. Gene Ontology annotation, molecular function: lipoyl(octanoyl) transferase activity. NCBI's taxonomy places the organism in Eukaryota, Fungi, Ascomycota, Schizosaccharomycetes, Schizosaccharomycetales, Schizosaccharomycetaceae. The record is from RefSeq and is a predicted model, not a curated record. The coding region runs from base 279 to 1019 and encodes 246 amino acids. The transcript has a single exon. Gene Ontology annotation, biological process: protein lipoylation.
GAAUGUCCACGAGCUGUUCAGAGAUUAAACGAGUUAAACGAUGCAAGCGAACAUUUACGCGAGAUUACACAAGACAUAUUAGUCGGAAUCACAAGAAUAACAAUUUGACUUUUUUGACUUCCAAGAACGUCCGUGAAUAAUGGUUAAGAAAAUACUUAUUUAAUUUGGUUUAGCUCUUGUUUUCGUACACCGCUUCUUUAACUCCUCUUUUUAUCUUACGUAUUCAUAACUAAGUGUCUUCAACAAUACAACACGAGCUCAGUUAUACACGGUAGAUCAUGCUACUUUGUAAGACAGUUUACAAGCCGUGGAUGCAAGGAUUUAAUCGUUCUUUCCUUCGAUUUAUUCAUUCGAAAAAAUCUAUAAAUCAUAUCUCGUUCAUAAAAGACGAGACAACCUGUGUGUCAUAUAACGAUGUUGACUCGUUUCAGAAUCAAAUUGUUUCACAAUUUCUCGAUUUUAAAGCUGGAAAAAUUGGUGAGCAUCCAAAAGCGACAUUCUUGUCUAUGCAAUUUCAUCCGGUUUACACGUUGGGCCGCAGGCAACGAAAUACUGAAUUGAUAAACCGUCUACAAGCUGGCAAGGCGGAUGUCGUACAAGCACUUCGUGGAGGCCAGACUACGUUCCACGGGCCAGGCCAACUUGUGGUUUAUCCCAUUGUCGACUUGAUAGACUUACAAAUCAAACCGCGGACGUAUGUCUCUAUGAUUGAACAGUCAGUGAUAAACACAUGUGAGCAUUUUGGAAUCCACGGAACGCAUACAACAGAGAAUACAGGGGUCUGGGUCACGGACGAUGAUAAGAUUGCAGCUAUUGGCAUUCACCUGCGAAGAUACAUCACAAGUCAUGGAGUUGCCAUAAACGUAAAUACAGACCUUCGAUGGUUUGAUUCUAUAGUGGCAUGCGGUUUGAAAGGAAAACGGACAACAAGUUUUGAGCAGCAGGGUAUUUCUGUAAGCAUAAAAGACGUAGAAAGCUAUUUCAUCAAAACAUUAUGGAAUACGAUGUCCAAAAAAUGAAAGUUUAUCAAUGGUUAGGCUGCGGUAGUUUUACCGUAGUAACGGGUUGAAAGGAAAACAGGGCUCCAAAGUGGAAAUGCUGCACGACUGGAUAUUUUCCCAAAACUUCAUUGUCAUACAUUUUAAGAAGACCCUAACAAAACUGUUAGCAAUCGCUCUAAAUCUCUGGUAAAUAUUUGUACUGCACAUACCUGAUUAAUUUUGGACCAGCUCGGAACAGCUGUUAUGUCGUAAAGGAUUGGUGAAUGUUCAAAGAACGGACCUUUCUUCACGCGAUUAAUAAACUGAACGGCACCAAAAUAAAGAUUUAUAGAAGCAUAAUCAUCAACAACUUCGGGCUUUAAGACGUUAGUAGGUUUGGGCCUUCUCGAAUCUGCCAAUUGAGAUGAUCCUAAAAUGAAUGGCAGGAAAAAAUGGUCAUCUAAACCCCAGACUCCAUGAGAUCCUGCAGGUUCGAGUCUGUAUGUCAUAAUGAGUUUACGACACACCUCAAAAUAACGAUUCAUGACAGUUAAGGCAAUGGCCGUUCGAUCACUUUCCUCCAGAACGGAAAGCAUCUCCAAAGCUUUAAGAAAGCCAACAAAGCUCAGUUCGUGGCCUGUUCCAAAAUCCAUUCUUUGAGGAUUACCAAAAGAGCCUUCCAAGUAAUCUGUCAAUUCAACGAUAGCGGAUGACCACUUUUCAGUGACAAUGUCAAGCAAAAUCGUUCGAAUUUGAUCGUUUAUCUUGCUGUGAAAUGUUCGAAACGCCGGAUUUCCAAACCGAUGGCUUCCAGGGACACGCGGGGUUUCAUCGAUAAUGCCAUUUAUUUUACUCAGACAAUUCAUGAUCCGUUCCACACGUUCAGAAUACUCUUUCGGUAUAGUCUUCUGGUUUUUAGCAGCAGAAUCUAAAGCAGAGAUGUAACCAACUAGUUUAGCAUAGGCAAUUGAUUUACGAAAAGCUGGCAUAUCAUGUGCUUCAACAAUCAACUUUUCCGGUUGAAAAAAGUGUGUUUCAGGACUUAGUUUUUCGGUCUGUACGGCUACUACUUUUUCUUCGACAUCUUUAGGAACAGGUUCAUCCAUUUUCGUUUUGUAUUUACCAAACAAUUGUUUAAAAUAUACUAAGUUUGUAAGCCGUGAUCGACUUGGAGGAAGACAGGA